Messenger RNA from Harmonia axyridis, 1391 nucleotides. RefSeq lists its product as uncharacterized. NCBI's taxonomy places the organism in Eukaryota, Metazoa, Arthropoda, Insecta, Coleoptera, Coccinellidae. Gene Ontology annotation, cellular component: transcription regulator complex; nucleus. Bases 456 to 1214 code for a protein of 252 amino acids. Gene Ontology annotation, molecular function: DNA binding. Gene Ontology annotation, biological process: regulation of transcription by RNA polymerase II. The record is from RefSeq and is a predicted model, not a curated record. The transcript is spliced from 2 exons.
UGAAAAAGAAGAUUUCUACUAAAUCUGGCCAUACCCAGUUUCAUUAUAUUUUUAGUAUCUAUGGAAAUUUCAACUCAAAUGAUAGGUACACUGAAAUUAUCGUACAAAACGCUAUUAUCGUACUUGCGGUAUCGUACAUAGUACCGAGUAGCAAAUUAUCGUACAAAACGAUAAUUAUCGUACGAACGGCAACGCUGGUCUGUGCUAUUACCUUCCAAUUAGGGAUGCGCCGAAGCAUCGAUUCGGCUUCGGUAUCCGGCCGCUUCGGUCUACUUUUCAAUUAUUCGGAUUCGCUUCGGCCGAAGCAGUUGUUCGAUUCGGCCGAAGCGACGAGAUACAAUUUCGUGUUGAGACUCGCUCAUAUCGAAUGCAUCAGACCAGACGCCAUUUGAUUGUGCUUUCAUUUCGCGUUUGAAGUUCGAAGGGAGCGGUAGUUGUACAAACUUACGAGUAAAAUGUCUAAAAAGAAUAGUGAUAUUUGGAAAUAUUAUUUGUUAUGUGAUGACAAUAAAUAUGCGCGAUGCAUUAACUGUAAUUCUGACAUAUCUAGGGGUGGUGUUGGUAAAAGUGCUAGUACAACAUCUAUGAUAAAUCAUCUCAAGAGAAAGCACUGUGAUGAAUAUCAAAAGUUCCAAGCUGAAGAUUGCAAGAAGAAAUGGAAAAAUUUGAAAGAUUGCUAUAGAAAAGCAAGAGCCAAAAGACAAACUAAAAAUGGAGAUCCUUCCGAAUCAAUCACAAGAAAAUGGCGAUAUGAGGAUGAAAUGAGCUUUCUCCUUCCAAAUGCGAAGGAAAAACAACAGAAACCAAACAUCGAUAUAUCAACAGACGAAAUAAAAAUCGAACAGCAUGAAAUUGAAGAUAAUGAAGAAAAUGGGGAUGUUGAUUGUAGUCAAGAUGAAAUGGAUGAAAGAGAAAUUUCGUCGCCUACCCUAAAAAUUCAAGCACAGUCUGGUUCUUCCAACACGUCGAACACAUUCAAACGAAAACGCCAGCCAAAACCAGAGUGGUCACAAGCAUUUUCAGAAAACGAAGAAAAACGACGAAGGGUUGACCAUUUGAGGAAAUUCUUCGAAUCUGCCGAGGAAACUACGAGAUGUUUGCCUGUUGAGUACCAAGUCGAAGUGAAACAUCGAAUUUCAUUGUUGCUGUAUGAAUUCGAGGUAAAAGCUCUGGAUUAUGGUGAAUCAAGCUCUCACCAUGCAUCUAACGAAUAGUGACACUAAAAUUGUUCUCCUUUGGAUGCCAUAAAAGCAGGUGUGCCGCAGGGUAGCGUAUUGGACCUUAUUAUAUUUAUUUUUAUAAAAAUGACUUACCAUUACGGAAAGUGAAAGUAUAGUAUGAGUUAUAGAACCAAUGUCUGUGUUAAUAAGAGAGUGGUUCAUCAAUAAAAG